CUUUCUUCUUCACAUUUACUCUCAUUUGCUCUCUCAACAACAAACUUCCAGAACAAUGAACCGAAGGUUGAAUCAUGAACCGGACACGGUCCUUGAGUUAAACGAAUCGACUCCUGGGAUGUGGUGGUUUCCUACAAAUCCUGAGCAUCGUUGCAUCUACCGAGUCCCUGACCGUCUACGUCGUGUAAAUCCAGAAGCUUACACGCCUCAAUUACUCCUCAUUGGACCUCUUCACCAUUCUUUAAAAUUUCAAGCUCUCAACUCUCGUGGAGAUAUCACAAACACAAAGUUAAUGGGCUACUUAAACAUGGAGGAGCAUAAGAAGAUUUACCUUGCGAGAUUCUCAGAAAGGCUUGCAGGUCAAAAAACGAUUGAUGAACUCAGAAGAAGAAUCAAAGAAGAAGAAGAUAUAAUAAGGGCAAGCUACUCUGAGUCAACUGCCUGGAUUGAAUCUCCAAAGUUCGUGGACAUGAUCCUACACGACUCUGUUUUCAUAAUAGAGUUCCUUUUAAGGAGUAAAGAUUACACCUUACUUGAGGACCAAGGAUCAUGCAUCAAGAAAACAUGGGAUCCUAUAUUUGAGCAGCCUUGUCUUCAAACUACUGUGGAUGAAGACCUCAUUUUGCUCGAGAAUCAACUUCCUUACUUCAUCCUCGAGAAACUCUUCGAUCCAAUCGUUCCAAUACUCCGCCCAAACCAAACACUCCGCCAGAUAGUCAUCACUUACUUCAGAUUCCAAGGUAAUAUCGGAGUUGACUCCAGAUUUAGACAUUUCACUGAUCUAUUCCGAUGUGUCCGCGUGGAGACACUUAGGCCAAAGAUGCCAAAGAAUAAAUUCAGAUAUUUAGUUGGUCUGUUCCGAUUUGUCCAUUUGGGAACACACGGGUCAAGAGAAUUAGAAAAGAGUCGUCCUCAAGAACAUAAAGCUCUUCGCAUGGAGAAGACACAUGGGUCAGGAGAACCAACAAAGAGCACAUUCAGAUAUAUAGCUGAUCUUUUCCGGUGUGUUCCGAUGGAGACACUAGGUUCGAAAAGAGAAGAAAAGAGUCGUCUUGAACGACUCAAAACUCAUCGCAUGGAGGAGACGUCACAUGGUCAUGGCUCAAAAAAAACAAAAGAGCUACCGAUCAUCAAACACAUGUAUAACGCGGCAAAGCUACAAAGUGCAGGAGUGAAGUUCAAGGCCGUGACAGAUGAGUUCUCGAUAGAUGUGACAUUUGAGAAUGGUUGUUUGAAGAUACCUUGUUUGUGGGUUCCUGAUGAUGCAGAGAUCACACUGAGAAAUAUAAUGGCGCUUGAGCAAUGCCAUUACCCUUUCAAAGCAUACGUCUGUAACUUCGUCAGUUUCUUGGAUUUCCUCAUCGACACUGAUAAAGACGUGGACUUACUCAUGGAGAACGGGAUACUAAACAACUGGGGGGAGAAGAGUUCUGUGGCGGUGGCGGAGAUGGUGAACACGCUAUUUUCGGGGGUGGUGGAGAGUCGUUCUUACUAUGCUGGUAUAGCGUCUAGAGUCAACGCCUAUUAUGAAAAUCCAGUCAACAGGUCACGCACCAUCCUCGGACGCCAGUAUUUCGGUAAUCUAUGGAGAGGUACCGCUACUGUCGCCGCUGCGCUUCUUUUGGUGAUGACUCUUAUCCAGACGGUGGCUUCUAUUCUUCAGGUUAUGCAAAAGUGAAUGUUCUUCCCGUACCUGGGUGACGAUGCUUCACUCUCUCCGGUUCGUCUCUUGAGUUUAAUAAAUUAGACGUAUCUACGAUCUAUCAUUUCACUCUCUCUUCAUAAAUUUGUGUUUAAUAAAUUAGUCAUGUCUUCCUCCCAACCCCACAAAAUGGAUCUUGUUUUUCUAGCUUCUAUAUCUCAUAAUAAUAAACAAAGACUUAAUGGUCGUGAAUGAUACUUUAUUAUGAAGUCU
Messenger RNA from Arabidopsis thaliana (thale cress), 1915 nucleotides. Its product is annotated as transmembrane protein, putative (DUF247). The record is from RefSeq and is marked reviewed. The coding region runs from base 56 to 1678 and encodes 540 amino acids. Lineage: Eukaryota; Viridiplantae; Streptophyta; Magnoliopsida; Brassicales; Brassicaceae. The transcript has 2 exons.